AUGUAUGUCUACAUCACAUUCUACAUCACAGUCUACGUCACAGUCUACGUCACAGUCUACGUCACAGUCUACGUCACAGUCUACGUCACAGUCUACGUCACAGUCUACGUCACAGUCUACGUCACAGUCUACGUCACAGUCUACGUCACAGUCUACGUCACAGUCUACAUCACAGUCUACGUCACAGUCUGCGUCACAGUCUACGUCACAGUCUACGUCACAGUCUACGUCACAGUCUACGUCACAGUCUACGUCACAGUCUACGUCACAGUCUACGUCACAGUCUACGUCACAGUCUACGUCACAGUCUACAUCACAGUCUACAUCACAUUCCUACAUCACAUCUACGUCACAGUCUGCGUCACAGUCUACGUCACAGUCUACGUCACAGUCUACGUCACAGUCUACAUCACAGUCUACGUCACAGUCUACGUCACAGUCUACGUCACAGUCUACGUCACAGUCUACGUCACAGUCUACGUCACAGUCUACGUCACAGUCUACGUCACAGUCUACGUCACAGUCUACAUCACAGUCUGCGUCACAGUCUGCGUCACAGUCUGCGUCACAGUCUACGUCACAGUCUACGUCACAGUCUACGUCACAGUCUACGUCACAGUCUACGUCACAGUCUACGUCACAGUCUACGUCACAGCGACACACACCUGGAGAUGA
Molecule: messenger RNA, 675 nt
Organism: Knipowitschia caucasica
Lineage: Eukaryota; Metazoa; Chordata; Actinopteri; Gobiiformes; Gobiidae
Source: the annotation of a GenBank genome assembly